This is a messenger RNA of Clonostachys rhizophaga, 1539 nucleotides long. The record is from the annotation of a GenBank genome assembly. Lineage: Eukaryota; Fungi; Ascomycota; Sordariomycetes; Hypocreales; Bionectriaceae.
AUGCGACUCUCGAUCUCACGAGCCGUCCUUCUCGGUCGCAUAGCAAUAUAUCUAUGCACUUUGACGAAUGCUUAUGCCUUUUCUUGGGGUAGUCGUCGGUUCAAUGGAGCAGCCAACUCGCUGUUGAGAAACUCCGAAUUGCGCGAGGUUCACCAGAUUGACGACUCCCUCACCGAUGUGUAUGCGACAGUGCUUAGCGAGUUGCAAGAUCUCGAGUCCGAGCCCCUCUGCCACCGCAACGCCGCCCGCCUCCUUGUUAGUCACUGCCAAAUCCUAGAUGGAAAGAACGAAGCCACCGUUCUGACGGAUAGUGGAAGAACCGCAAGAGACUUUGUUGACUCGUAUGCCGCAAGUUUGGCCAUAUGCGAUCUCGAGAGAGGCAGCUUCACCAUCCCUUCUAGUUGCGCAAACUUUCGCGAGACCGCGCUUGCUAGAAUAGCCAUCCCGUCCACACCUCAGCUACAUGUCUCAUCGGUCGAGAUAGACAAGUGCCUCGAAGGGCUGGCGCAGUCGGAUUCAGCUUGGAACACGUGGGUCAGCUAUCGACACAAAGCGCUGCGAUUCUGCGAUGCUGCACGCGUGGAUAACGAGAAAGAUCGCGACAUUCUACGAUACCAACGACUCACGAAUAUUCUCGCUCGGUUGACCAAUGAAAUCGACACUCAUUUGGAGGCUCGUUUGAAGUCUAUGGACGAGACAUUUCAGCGAACCAAAGACGACUUGGCGGAGAUCGCACCGCGAAUUGAUGCUGUCAAAAAAGGCCUGGGCGAGGUUGAGAACGCUGUUUCCGACGGGCUUGUUCACACCCUGCAGAAUGCGCAAGAAAUGCUGCACCGAGGGUUCUCAGACGCUAGAGACCUACAAGACCUGUUAUCGACCAUGCUUCAAACGAUCACUCAAAAUACAGACGAUAUCACCGAGGCCCAGGCGACUGCGUUGCAGCUCGUGAGGAAACAAGCAAGUGACGAGGCAGAUCUCGUCAUGAGUUCGUUAACGGCGGCUAUUGCAUCUGCCGGGUCGCUGCAUAGGGAAUUGGAAAGUUCUAAAAUACGGGCUGCAGAUAUAGAGAAGAAACAAGAUGAUGUGGAGGCCAAAAUGCAUCGGCUUGACUCGCUGGUCACCGGAAUAUCCUCUCGAUACGAAGACCAAGGCGAGCAACUUCGGGAGGCAGAGAGGCGAGCGAAGGAAAUAUUGGUGACACUUUACACUGCGGCAAAUUCCGCCGAUUCGAUCCAAAAUUCCAUAACGAGACGACUUGGCAUCCAAAGCUGGGGGCCAUAUCUUUAUUGUCCUGCGGCCACAUUAAUGCUGGGCUCGUAUAGGCUCCCUCCUUCGAUGACCAGAAAUAUGGCUUUGAUCGCCCUGGGAGAAAUUGCUGGCUAUAUUGUUUCCAACAUCGGCAAACAGUUUGACAUCUUUGUCAAGUCAGCGACUACUGCUGUCGCGACGCCCCUGUUGACCACGUACAACACCACUUCAGCAGCACCUAGUUGGCUCACUCUGAAAACUCUAUCUCUUGAGGACGAAGAAGCUCAAUGA